Molecule: messenger RNA, 2239 nt
Organism: Pelobates fuscus (common spadefoot toad)
Lineage: Eukaryota; Metazoa; Chordata; Amphibia; Anura; Pelobatidae
Gene: SHMT1
Product: serine hydroxymethyltransferase 1
Exons: 13
Coding region: 501-1958 (485 amino acids)
Biological process (GO): protein homotetramerization; L-serine catabolic process; tetrahydrofolate interconversion
Cellular component (GO): cytoplasm; cytosol; nucleus
Molecular function (GO): mRNA 5'-UTR binding; protein homodimerization activity; mRNA regulatory element binding translation repressor activity
Source: RefSeq, a predicted model, not a curated record
CCAGAGAGAGAGCCCCAGCCAGGACUGUCAUGUUAUAAAGUGGUUUUCUUAACCUCCUGUCACAGCAGGGUUAAACAGACGCAGAAAGCCGGUUGGUUUCCUUUGUUUUUUAUAAUUUUAGAUGUUGGUAGCUGUAUUGCCUGGGGCAGUACUGGGAGCAUAAGGUGCCUUUUGUUAAGGUGUUGUUUUUUAAAAAGUCCAGGAGCAAUCAGGAAACGCAAUAACGGGUCGUAAACUUGUUUCAAAAAAGCCACAGAGUUAAAAGGACGCCAUUAAGGAAUUACAGUUAUCCCAUCAUUUCUGAGACCCAGAGGGGGGGAGGAUUCGUUUUUCCUGAGCAAUGAAGACAUUUUUUCGUCUGUUAUAAGGCUAUCCAGAACUACCAGCCUAACUAGUCCUGCCUGCAGCUCCUCGUCCUGGGAAGAUUGUAAGGUUCCUGACGAUACUGAUCACUGCGCUGCCCCACAGAAUUUGAAAAGCCCUAACCGAAGUCAGACACGAUGGCUGAAACACAUUUAAUUAAUGGUGACGGACAGACGGAUCUCUGGGCAUCUCACAACAAGAUGGUGCUGGAGCCUCUUGAAACAAACGAUCCAGAGGUGUAUGAAAUUAUCCGUAAGGAGAAGCAUCGCCAGACAUACGGCCUUGAACUCAUUGCAUCUGAGAAUUUCGCCAGCUGUGCCGUUCUACAGGCUUUGGGCUCCUGUAUGAACAAUAAAUACUCAGAGGGUUACCCGGGGCAAAGGUACUAUGGAGGUACAGAGUGUGUCGAUGAGCUGGAAAGGCUAUGUCAAAAGAGAGCCCUGGAGGUGUAUGGCUUAGACCCACAGAAAUGGGGUGUCAACGUGCAGCCAUAUUCUGGUUCCCCUGCCAAUUUUGCUGUGUACACGGCCCUUGUGGAGCCCCAUGGGAGGAUCAUGGGAUUGGACCUGCCAGAUGGAGGACAUCUGACCCAUGGCUUCAUGACCGAGAAGAAGAAAAUCUCUGCCACGUCCAUCUUCUUUGAGUCCAUGCCAUACAAGGUGAAGCCCGAUACAGGUUACAUAGACUACGACAGGCUAGCUGAAAACGCUCGCUUAUUCCAUCCCAAGCUGAUCAUUGCUGGGGUCAGCUGCUACUCGCGAAACCUAGACUACGCUCGAAUGCGGGCCAUUGCAGAUGAGAACAGCACAGUCCUCAUGGCUGACAUGGCGCAUAUUAGUGGGCUGGUGGCUGCUGGUGUGGUUCCCUCUCCUUUUGAACACUGCGAUAUCGUAUCCACGACAACUCACAAAACGCUACGAGGCUGCCGGGCAGGGAUGAUCUUUUACCGUAAAGGUGUUCGUAGCGCGGACCCAAAGACCGGGAAGGAGAUCAUGUAUAACUAUGAGAGUCUGAUCAACCAAGCCGUCUUCCCUGGACUUCAGGGGGGCCCCCAUAAUCACGCUAUCGCAGGAGUGGCAGUAACUUUAAAGCAAGCUUUUACUCCAGAGUUUAAACUCUACCAGAAACAGGUUCUUGCCAACUGCCAGGCGCUGGCGGCUGCCCUGGAGGAGCUUGGAUACCACAUCGUUACUGGGGGCUCUGAUAACCACCUCAUUCUGGUCGAUCUUCGGAACAAGAAAACGGACGGUGGGAGAGCAGAGAAAGUGCUUGAAGCGUGCGCCAUUGCCUGCAACAAGAAUACCUGCCCAGGGGACAAGAGUGCUCUACGGCCUAGUGGCCUCCGGUUUGGAAGCCCAGCCCUCACGUCUCGUGGAUUUCGAGAAGCAGACUUCAAGAAAGUGGCGCACUUUAUUCAUAGAGGCAUUGAGCUGACGCUGGACAUUCAAAAUGAUCAAAAUCCAAAAGCCACUCUUAAGGAAUUUAAGGAGAAACUUGCUACAGAUGACAAGUACAGGGAGAAAAUCUCUUCCCUCAAGGAAGAGGUGGAGAAGUUUUCAGGUUUAUUUCCUAUUCCUGGACUUCCUGAUCUUUAAAUCGGCUUUAUUUUAAUUUGUAUUUGUGCUGACUGACAGAUAUUUCCAACUGUUUUGACUCAAAAUCUGAGCUGUCCUUUCUAUCAAGUUAUUUUGUUAACUGUAUGUCUCUGCUUUUUUGGUCUCGCUACUGUGAAUACUGACUUGAUAUUUAGAAAAUAUUCUGCUGCUAAGAUAACUGGCCAAAAAAGUGAAACUGACUACAUUGUAAGAGGCUGCCUCAAUCUCUCCUCUAAAGCAUGAAUGUUUCCACUUUUCUAUAAGCUGAUGUGUAAUUUUAA